This is a messenger RNA of Fragaria vesca subsp. vesca, 4386 nucleotides long. RefSeq lists its product as uncharacterized. NCBI's taxonomy places the organism in Eukaryota, Viridiplantae, Streptophyta, Magnoliopsida, Rosales, Rosaceae. Gene Ontology annotation, biological process: protein phosphorylation; cell surface receptor signaling pathway. Gene Ontology annotation, molecular function: polysaccharide binding; calcium ion binding; ATP binding. The record is from RefSeq and is a predicted model, not a curated record. The coding region runs from base 1 to 4386 and encodes 1461 amino acids. The transcript has 6 exons. Gene Ontology annotation, cellular component: plasma membrane.
AUGGCAUUGCAUACCAUGCUUGUUAUGCAACUGAUCUUUUUAGUAAUAGUGGGAGUACUGGUUAUAACAAUAACAGCUUCAACAAACACAUCAGCAGCAGCAGCAGAGGCAGCUCAGUCCUUGCUAGGAUGCGAAACCCAGUGUGGUGAUCUCAUGAUCCCAUACCCAUUUGGCAUAGGUGACGGUUGUUACAUGCGACCAGAAUUCAACAUCACUUGUGACCAGUCCACCACACCUCCAUCCGCACAUUUCACAAUUUCUAGCAUACCUAUUGCUCAUAUAUCCCUUGAUGAGGGUGAACUGCGAAUAAUGCAAGAGGCAGCUGUACAAUGUAAUGACGCUCAGGGGAAUGAAACGUACUCUUACUGGCCUUCUCUCCUGUUGCCUCCUCCUUACACUAUCUCUGAUACCAAAAACAAGUUCUUUGACAUUGGCUGUAAUACUGUAUCAAUUUUUCAAGCUGACCGUACGCACCCUGGGCCAGAUGAAGACAAAACCAUAGUGGGGUACACCAUGGUUUUAUGUGAUGAUGAGCUUAGAAAAGUACUUACAAACUCUUGCGAUGGCGUUGGCUGCUCCCAGGCACCUAUCCCAAGUGGAUUGCAAAACUUCACAAUUAUGCUGGGGAAUGUAUUUGUGGAUGAUUCAGGUACAUGGUUGACAAAGUAUCCUUGCAGCUAUUCCUUCAUUGUGGAACAAGCCAUGUUCACAUUCUCCCCCAAUACAAGUUUUGAUUUACUGAAUACCACGAACCAGCUUCCACUGAUUGUUAAUUGGGGGAUUGGGGAUGAACCAUGUGAUGAAGAGAGCCAGAAUAAUGCAUGCAAGGCAGUAAAUAGCAAGUGUGUCAACCGACCUAUCAUCAAUGGACCGUCUGGUUACAUUUGCCAAUGCUUACCAGGUUAUGAAGGGAAUCCAUACCUCCAAGAUGGCUGCAGAGAUAUUGAUGAGUGCAAGGCUUCAAACCCCUGCAACCUUGGAAUGUGCAUCAAUUCACCCCCAGGAAACUACUCUUGUUUAUGCCCCAAAGGAUACAGAUAUGAUGGUGUAAGUGUAGGCUUCUUGGUUUUGUUCAUUGGAAUUUCAUGGACAUACUGGGGAAUAAAGAAAAGAAACUUCAUUAAGCUCAAAGAGAGGUACUUUCAAGAAAAUGGUGGUUUGCUGUUGCAAAAACAACUCUCCAAUCAUGGAGGCUCAGUGGAGACAACAAGAAUCUUCACUGCAGAAGAACUGGAGAAGGCCACAAACAAUUACCAUGAAAGUAGAAUCCUUGGUGAAGGAGGAUAUGGAACUGUUUAUAAAGGAAUACUACUAGAUAACAGAGUGGUUGCCAUUAAAAAGUCUAAAAUCGGUGCCCCGGCCCAGAGUGAUCAAUUUGUUAACGAGGUGAUUGUUCUUUCUCAAAUCAAUCACAGAAAUGUGGUCAGGCUAUUAGGUUGUUGCUUAGAGACAGAAACACCUUUACUAAUUUAUGAGUUCAUCACCAAUGGCACUCUUUAUGAGCACAUACAUAAGAAAAGAUCGCUACUCUCUUUGGAAUUACGACUGAAGAUAGCAGCUGAAACGGCAGGAGCACUUGCAUACCUACAUUCCUCAACUUCCAUGCCAAUUAUACAUCGAGAUGUGAAAGCAAUGAAUAUACUCUUAGAUGAUAACUAUACAGCAAAAGUGGCAGACUUUGGAGCGUCACGAUUGAUUCCUUUAGGCCAAACUGAACUAGAAACUUUGGUGCUAGGGACAUUUGGUUACCUAGACCCUGAAUAUUUGCAAUCAAACCAACUAACAGAAAAGAGUGACGUUUACAGCUUUGGAGUUGUCCUGCUGGAGCUAAUAACUAGCAGAGUGGCACUCUCUAAGAAUAGAUGCUUAGCAAGCAUCUUCAUCUCUGCUAUGGAAGAAGAUUGGUUGGAUCAAAUUCUUGAUGAUAAUAUAGUGAAUGAUGGAAAUAUGGAGACGGUAAAAGAUGUAGCCAAACUUGCAAAAAGAUGUUUAAGUGUAAAAGGGCAGGAGAGGCCAACCAUGAAAGAGGUAGCAAUGGAGCUAGAAGGAAUGAGGAUGAUGGCAAAGCAUCCAUGGGGGAAGAAUGCUGAUUUUUUUCGAGAAGAGAACGAGACUUUGCUCAGUUCACGUCAUGCAAACACUCACACGGUGGAUAUUAGAGGUGCUGGUGGUUCUGACACAGCAGGUCAAGCUUUGCCAGGCUGUCCCAAUCGCUGUGGCGAUUUGGUUAUUCCAUACCCUUUUGGCAUAGCUGAAGGUUGUCAAUUGGGAGAUGAGUUCUUCAUCAACUGUACUACAGUGGAAGGAACACCUCCAACACCAUAUCUGGCAGGAACUGUAAUCCCAGUUUCCAACAUUUUUCUUGAUCAAGGUGAGUUACAAAUAAUGCAGCUUGUAGCUAGAGACUGUUAUGACAACAAUGGUGUUUUGGAUAAGAAACUCAGCAAGACACGAAUAUUGAGCCUCAAUCCUCCUUUCACAAUUUCUGGCGCCAAAAACAAGUUCUUUGCUGUUGGUUGUGAUACUUAUGCAAUCUUCGAAGGCUAUCGAGGCCAAGAAAGGUACAUAACUGGCUGCAUGUCCUUCUGUGAGAGACUUGGGAGUGUUAAUGAGUCUUGUUCUGGUAUAGGGUGUUGCCAAACUUCAAUCCCAACUGGACUGCAAAACCGCACGGUCAAGAUGGAUAGCUACUACAAUCAUACCUUCAUAUGGAACUUCAAUCCCUGCAGCUACUCCUUCAUUGUGGAAGACGGCCAGUUUGAGUUCUCUAGUAAAAGUUUUCAAGAACUGGACCACACAAGCCGGCUUCCGAUGGUUUUGAAUUGGCAAAUUGGGAAUGAGACAUGUGAUGAAGCUCAAAAGAAGCAGGGCUAUGCUUGUAAGGGAAAUACAACAUGUGUCAACCCCAUCAAUCAGUCUGGUUACUACUGUCAAUGCUUGCCAGGUUAUGAAGGGAAUCCAUACUUACCAGAUGGUUGCCAUGAUAUUGAUGAGUGCAAGAAUUCAAACAUCUGUAGCGAAGGAGCGUGUGUAAACUCACCAGGAACUUAUGCUUGUUUAUGUCCAAAAGGGUUCGAAGGCGAUGGAAAGAAAGCUGGAACGGGUUGCAGGAAAGACAAUUCCACCACUCCUUCUCAGACAUCUCGCUUGCUCGUUAUUUCGCUGAGUAUGAGUGUAGCCUUCUUGUUCUUAAUGGUUGGAAGUUCAUGGACAUAUCUGGGAGUGAAGAAAAGGAAGUUCAUCCAACUGAAAGAAAAGUACUUCAAAGAAAAUGGUGGCUUAUUGCUUCAGCAGAAACUCAAUAAACAUGAAGGAGCUGUGCAGACAACAAAAAUCUUUACUGCAGAAGAACUUGAGAAGGCUACAAACAACUACCACGAAGAUAGGAUCGUCGGCGAAGGAGGCUAUGGAACUGUUUACAGAGGGAUAUUAGCAGAUGGCAAAGUGGUUGCUAUAAAGAAGUCGAAAAUCGGAGCCCCAACCCAGAGUGAACAGUUUGUUAAUGAAGUGAUUGUUCUUUCUCAAGUCAACCAUAGAAAUGUGGUGAGGCUGUUAGGUUGCUGUUUCGAAACACCAGUGCCUCUACUGGUUUACGAGUUCAUCACCAAUGGCACUCUAUUUGAGCACAUACAUGGUAAAAAGGGCAAAAAAGCAUCCCUUCCGUGGGAAUUACGAUUGAAGAUAGCAGCAGAAAUCGCAGGAGCACUAGCAUACUUGCACUCCUCCAUUUCCACGCCAAUCAUUCACCGAGAUGUGAAAGCAACAAAUGUACUGAUAGAUGACACAUACACAGCAAAAGUGUCGGAUUUCGGAGCUUCAAGGCUGGUUCCUCUAGAUCAAACUCAGAUAACAACUUUGGUACAAGGGACACUCGGAUACUUGGACCCCGAAUACUUCCAUUCAAACCAACUAACAGAAAAAAGUGAUGUCUAUAGCUUCGGAGUUGUCCUGGUGGAGCUACUCACAAGCAAAUUAGCACUUUCAUUUUCAAGGCCUGAGGCGGAGAGAAACCUAGCAAGCUUCUUUGUCUGUUCAGUGGAAGAUGGUCACAUGAAUCAAAUUCUUGACGAAAACAUAGUCAAUGAGGUGAGUAUUGAGACGCUAACAGAAGUAGCAAACCUGGCAAGAAGAUGUCUAAGGGUAACAAGGGAGGAAAGGCCUACAAUGAAAGAAGUAUCGAUGGAGCUGGAGGGAAUGAGGAUCAGUGCAAAGCAUCCAUGGGGAAAGACUGGUUUCAGCCAAGAGGACACUGAGCACUUGCUUGGUUCACCUUCAUUUUCAUCUUUUAGAGGUGAUUGCGGUCCGAACAGUGCAACAAUCACAGCAGCUAGUGUUUAUGAAAGCAUGCGAAAAGAAAUGUUAAUGGCAUAUGAUAACGGGCGAUAA